Messenger RNA from Sinocyclocheilus anshuiensis, 681 nucleotides. RefSeq names its product ciliogenesis-associated TTC17-interacting protein-like. Lineage: Eukaryota; Metazoa; Chordata; Actinopteri; Cypriniformes; Cyprinidae. The transcript has 7 exons. Gene Ontology annotation, biological process: actin filament polymerization; cilium organization. The coding region runs from base 1 to 492 and encodes 163 amino acids. The record is from RefSeq and is a predicted model, not a curated record.
AUGGAGGAGAAUGAAUCAACACAGAAUGAAACAGGAGAACUGAAAGCUGUUAAUGCAGUGGAGUUUAUUUACAGCAUUGGAUCUGGACCAGUGUUUGUUCGCAGAUUCACUUGUGACUGUGUCAGAUUCGGGCCGGGAGCUGGGAGACUUCUCUCCUACAUAUCCAGAAAUCUUGAGAUACUGGAAGAGAAUCAUCAUGAAUAUGUAAAGCUAGAAAAGCAGACUGUGGACCGGAAAGUGCAUAUUGUUAAACAGGAUGAUCAACUAGUGUUAAACCGGAUCAUCUCAGAGAAAGAGGGAGUGAAGACACAAACCCACACAUGUCCACUGAGUUCUCUAAAAGGUUUUGUGUCUGAGGCAUCCAACUUAAUGAUCCUGCGUAUACUGGCUCGGCAGAAGACUGUUCCAGAAAACAUGACAUUCCUGUCAUUUGAUGCAGAUACUGUGCUUUCUAAGUCAGUUUAUAGAGCACUGGGUGCAAGAAGCAGAUGAUUGGGGAACAGUUAGUCGAUAUCUUUGGGAUUGAAAGGACUGUGUCCUCUCCAAAGGACUCCUAAGGAACUUGGCAUUGCUAUUUCUUGCCUGAUGGGCAUCUAGCAAGCAGAAUGCACUUGGGCUCACCUGCGAUUAUGAAGCUCCAGCAUUUGCCUUUCUUGCUUGAUGGAGGUUUGAAGACUUCAU